Molecule: messenger RNA, 1776 nt
Organism: Cadophora gregata
Lineage: Eukaryota; Fungi; Ascomycota; Leotiomycetes; Helotiales; Ploettnerulaceae
Gene: ADE2
Product: phosphoribosylaminoimidazole carboxylase ade2
Exons: 6
Coding region: 1-1776 (591 amino acids)
Biological process (GO): 'de novo' IMP biosynthetic process
Molecular function (GO): ATP binding; phosphoribosylaminoimidazole carboxylase activity; metal ion binding
Source: RefSeq, a predicted model, not a curated record
AUGGACCGAAGAGUUGGACUACUUGGGGGUGGGCAGCUGGGACAAAUGCUCUGUGAAGCUGCCAAUCCCCUGGGCAUCUCAGUGACCAUUCUGGACGCGGAGAACUCACCUGCGAAGCAAGUAAAUGCGAAGGUCUCACAUGUGAAUGGAUCCUUCACCGACCCCGAAAAGAUACGCGAACUAGCCAGGAAAGUAGACAUACUUACUGUCGAAAUUGAGCACGUCGACACUCAUAUACUAGAGGAGAUCGCAGAGAAGGGUGUGGAGACUGUUGGAGAAGAUGGCAAAAAGACAACGAGAAAGGUGGAGGUUCAGCCUAGCUGGAAGACGAUUCGAACAAUCCAGGACAAAUACCUACAAAAAGACCACUUGACCAAGAACGGUAUCCACACUGCGAUCUCGAGAGCUGUUGGGUCGGGCGAGAAAGACUUGCAAGACUUUGGACGGGACUUUGGUUACCCUUUCAUGUUGAAAGCCAGAAAAGACGCGUAUGAUGGACGAGGCAAUUAUCCUGUCAAGUCCGCCUCUGAUAUCAAGGAAGCCUUGACUGUAUUGAAGAACCGAGACCUAUACGCUGAGAAAUGGGCCAACUUCAAGAUGGAACUCGCGGUGAUGGUCGUCAAGACAGAAGAUGGCGUUUCUACUGAGGGAAAGGGUACCGUGGCUUAUCCUGUUGUUGAGACAAUACACGAGGAUAGCAUUUGCAAACUGGUAUAUGCUCCAGCUCGUGGAGUCUCUUCUUCGAUACAGGAUCAAGCCCAAGCACUAGCUCGGAAGGCAGUGGGAAGUUUGUGGGGAAAGGGUGUAUUUGGUGUAGAAUUGUUUCUUCUGGAUGAUGAUCGUCUGAUUGUCAAUGAAAUCGCACCUCGGCCACACAAUUCAGGACAUUACACAAUUGAGGCAUGCCCAACAAUGUCCCAGUACAAAUCUCAACUCCUCUCCAUUCUCGGCAUCUUCCCCGAUACAUCAAAGAUCCCGACAAUGUUCCCAGCAACAAUCAUGCUGAAUAUCCUCGGUGGAGCAUCCAAAGGUGCCCACGAAGAGCUGGCGAAGAAGGCUGUGGCAAUCCCAACAGCCUCUUUACAUAUGUACGGCAAGGAAUCAAAACCAGCCAGAAAGAUUGGACACAUUACUGUCGUUGGAACAUCCAUGGCACAGGCCGAGAAGGUCAUCAACCCCCUCAUCACCCUCACAGACUCCAUCCGCGCUGAGCGAAAAGGUAUUUCAACGCAUUCAAAGUCUGUACCCCAACAACAACAAUCCACCGACGACAACCAACCCCUAGUCGCCAUAACAAUGGGUUCCGACUCGGACCUACCCGUCCUCAAACCCGGCCUCGCCCUCCUCGCAACCUUCAACAUCCCAUACCACGUAACCAUCACCUCCGCCCACCGCACACCCCACCGCAUGACCGCCUUCGCCGAGUCCGCCGUCUCCAAAGGAUUCAAAGUCAUCAUCGCCGCUGCAGGCGGAGCUGCCCAUCUACCUGGCAUGAUCGCCGCAAGCACACCGCUACCUGUGAUCGGCGUUCCCGUGAAGGGCAGCACGCUGGAUGGGAUGGAUAGUUUGCUUAGUAUUGUGCAGAUGCCGAGGGGUGUGCCGGUGGCUACUGUUGCUAUCAAUAACUCUAUCAACGCCGCUCUUCUAGCAGCCCGUAUACUCGCCACAAACGAUGAGGUCCUCCGUGAGAAACUAGAGAAGUACGCAAGUGACAUGGGUGAAGAAGUAGAGGGCAAGGCUGCAAAGCUGGAAGAUGUUGGUUUCGAGAAGUAUUAA